Molecule: messenger RNA, 1836 nt
Organism: Medicago truncatula (barrel medic)
Lineage: Eukaryota; Viridiplantae; Streptophyta; Magnoliopsida; Fabales; Fabaceae
Product: triacylglycerol lipase 2
Exons: 14
Coding region: 174-1685 (503 amino acids)
Source: RefSeq, a predicted model, not a curated record
UCCAAACUUUUUUUUUAUAUAUAUAUAAAAUACCGGAUGAGUAAUUUACUAAUUUUUACUUAAAUAUUAGUUAGAGUUUUUGAAUGUUUCAUGCCAUAUAUUUCUCUCCUCAUAGUGGAUCAUUGGGUGGAGAAGAAGUAUCUUGAAUAUUGUAGAAUGCGAUAAUAAGAAUAAUGCAGCGAUUAAGGAAUUUGAGAUCAAGCUCAAAUUCAUUUUCAGUCGCAAACGUUAAACGCAAAUAUCUCAAUUCAUGUGCUGCUAUUCAAGAUACUUUUCAUUCCACCAAGGAUACGUUUGAAAGACACCGCGUUGUUUUCACGGUUGGAACUUCCAUCGCAUCCGUCGCUACUGCUUUCAUCGGGUAUUCUUUGCGGCAUGUACAUGAAACAAGAGUUAAUGAAAGGCUCCAAUCCAUUGAACAAGCUAUGAAAAGCAAUGUAAAUCUUCGACAUUCUGAAAUCAAAGAUAUCGUUGGUCGUCCUGGAGGGGUUAGUAUUCCUGCUUGUGCAGCCACUGCCGGAACCACCUUACUUAUCGGAUAUGGAUUGGGAUGGCGAGGUGGAAGCUGGUACACAACCAAGAAGUUCAAAAGAGAGCAGAUGAAAUUGCUAGGACAGAUUAAACCUCGAAGAUGGCAAAUGCUUGGGAAGGUGACAACAAAAGAUGGUUAUGUUCUCAACAUGCAAAGAAUUCUACCAAGAGGGAAACCUGGAAAUAGUGUACCAGUUGUGCUACAGCAUGGACUAUUCAUGGAUGGUGUGACAUGGUUGUUGCUACCACCAAGUCAAUCUCUUGCAUUCCUUUUGGCAGAUAAUGGAUUUGAUGUUUGGAUUGCUAACACACGAGGAACCAAAUAUAGUCAUGGACAUACAUCAUUUUCUAAUAACAGCUCGGAUUAUUGGAAUUGGUCAUGGGAUGAAUUAGUAGCAUAUGAUCUUCCAGCAACAUUCCAGUAUGUGCAUGAUCAAACUGGACAAAAACUGCAUUAUGUUGGUCACUCACAGGGAACUUUGGUUGCAUUAGCUGCUUUUUCCAAAGAUCAACAACUGGACAAGUUGAGAUCAGCUGCCUUGCUUUGUCCAAUUGCUUAUGUUGGUCAGAUGACCUCACCAGUGGCGAAAAAUGCCGCCGACCAUUUCAUUGCAGAGUCACUGUACAAAUUGGGAAUUUUCGAAUUUAGCAUUAAAGAGGGAUCUGUUGUGAAGUUUCUUAAGGACAUGUGCAAGGGCACAUCCAUAGACUGCACCAAUUUGUUUACAUCUUUCACAGGUCCAAAUUGCUGCGUAAACCCUUCGAUAAUGAAUACUUUUUUGGAUCAUGAGCCUCAGCCAACAGCAACAAAGAACAUGAUCCAUCUAUCUCAGAUGAUCAGAGAAGGAACAAUAGCAAUGUUUGAUUAUGAAAACAACGAUGAGAAUACUAGACACUACGGACAAUCCACUCCUCCAAUAUAUGACAUGACAAGGCUUCCAAAUGACCUUCCACUCUUCGUCAGUUAUGGAGGUGCCGAUGCUCUUUCUGAUGUUAAAGAUGUGCAACUUCUGUUAGAAAGUCUCAAAGAUCAUGAUGCAGAUAAGCUUGUCGUGCAGUACAGAAAUGACUAUGCUCAUGCAGAUUAUGUUAUGGCUCAAAGUGCUAAACAAGAUGUAUAUGAACCUCUUAUAUCUUUCUUUAAGCUUCAAUGAUAGUUAAAGAACAACAUAUAGUACACCUUAUAGAAAAUUUUCAAUUACUUUGUUUCCAUAUCAAAGAAGAUAUUAGUACAGAAAUUUCAUAAUGUAAGCAUACAAAAGAUACUGUUAAAUUAAAAUCCUAUAUACUCUUCUGUUUUGUGGA